Molecule: messenger RNA, 2189 nt
Organism: Lactuca saligna
Lineage: Eukaryota; Viridiplantae; Streptophyta; Magnoliopsida; Asterales; Asteraceae
Source: the annotation of a GenBank genome assembly
AAAGAAAAUUUCCCAUGAAUGCCGCAUCUAUUUUAAUAGUUUCUUUAAUUUUUAUAAAAUUUCCUACAUUUAUUAGUCUUGUUUUUUCUUAUUUUUGCAGCAGAACCGGUCGCCUAAAGUUAUCUGUAAUAUAUGGCUCCACCAGUGCCUAGAAAGACGUUUGUGCCCCCACGUUCUAUCCGUUUUUACACGCGCCGCCGUCGGGGUGAGAGAGAAACCGUGACCCCGCACGCAAAGUAAGUUGAUGAUGAUGAAUACCACUAAUGCACAUUCAGACACCGAAACGGUUGUUAAAUAAAGAAAAAAAAAAAUUAGUAGUAAAGUUGGUUGAACAGCACAACAAAUUCUAAAACCCUUCCUUUCUUUUUCAAUUUCGUAAACAAGAAUUAGUCAUCCCACCUUAAAAAGGUGGUGGUGGUACCCAACAAACAAAGUCUUUCUUCUUCUCAAAGAUCCCAACACAACACGAACACAGUUCAAACUGAAAAUCCUUCCUGUCUGGGACAAAUCGCAUGAAGAAAACCCCACCCCCACGGGUAAUUGAACAGAGAAUUCUUCGGAAUUAAGGGUCUGGUGGGUAAUAAAUAAACUGAUGCUAGGAACAUGGGAAAGAGAGGGAGUUGGUUUUCUGCAAUCAAGAGGUUUUGUACAUCAUCAAACUCCAAACAGAAGAAGCCAGUGAAUGAGGCUGAGAAGAAAAGUUUGAAGAAACAUGGAGGUGGGAACAGAUCAUUCAUUCCCCUUUUCAGAGAGCCAAGCAGUAUUGAGAAAAUCUUGGGGGAAGUUGACCAACAGAAUUUAUUUAUUGCUCAUCCUCAUCCUCCUACUCUUUCCCAGCAAUCAUCAGAAACACAACCACCUGGAAGGCCUCAAUCUCCUCCUCCUCCUCCAAACCCAAGGGCCACCUCUCCUCCUCCUCCUCCGUCUCCUCCUCGUCCUCCUCCUCCUCCUCCUCCUCCUAGAGUUGCUCAUCAACAAGCAAAAAUUAUUAGCGACAGACCUGAACCAACUCUACAACAACGCCACCUUUCUGCAACAAGGAUCCAGGCUGCUUAUAGAGGUUACAUGGAAAGGAGAAAGCUUAGAGGUUUGACAGGUCUUGUGAGGCUUCAGGGAGUGGUAAGAGGUCAACAUGUGAAACGACAGACAGUCAAUGCCAUGAAACAGAUGCAGCUCUUGGUUAGGCUUCAAACACAGAUUCAGUCACGUAGAAUGCAAACAAUAGAAAAUCAAGCACUCAAAUGCCAAGCACAGAAGGCCUCAGCCUCAGGCUCAGGGGUUGGCAAGAAUCAAUUGGAGAUGGGUGAUGAAGAUUGGGAUGCUAGCUUGAUUACAAAAGAGGAAAGAGAAGCAAGGUUGCACAGAAAAGUGGAGGCAUUGAAUAAGCGAGAAAGAGCCAUGGCAUAUGCAUACUCCCACCAGUUGUGGAAAGCUGCACCAAAAUCAGCACAAAACACUCUAAUGGGAUACCCAUGGUGGUGGAACUGGUUAGACCGUGAACUUCCUUUGAAGAGCCAAUCUGCUGUAGAGAAUCAUCAACUGACCACACCAAGUCCUCAGUCAAGCCUUAGCCGGCAGAAGCAAGCGAUUAGACCAUCAUCAUCAUCAUCAUCACCAUCAAGAAGGUCCAUGGCUCCUUCAAGAACAAGACAACAGAUGAUGAUGAUGACUCCUCCACCAUCAAGAAUGAUGAAAUUUUCCAAACCAAGAGCAAGCGGAGGUUCUCCUUAUCCAGUGAAGGAUGAUGAUAGCUUGAUGAGCUGCCCGCCGUUUUCAGUCCCAAACUACAUGAGUCCUACGCUUUCAGCCAAAGCUAAAGCAAGACCAACAAGUAAUCCUAAAGAUAGGAUGCCGGGCACUCCGGGCAGCGGCUCCAUGUCCGUCUCAUCUCAAAGGAGGUUUUCUUUCCCUGUAACUCCAAGCACCAGAGGAGGAUCCCGUAAGUCUCCAGGGUCUGUUGGGGAUUUCAGUGUGGAUUCUUCAUUUUCAAUUGGGAGGAAACCAUUUAACAGAUUUGUGUGAUUUUUACUUUUUUAUCAUUUCAUUUCUUGUGUUUUAUAUCUAUCUAUAUCUAUAUCUAUAUGUUGUUACUUUUAACACGGGUGUAUGUAUGUACGUAUGUAUUGAUGUGUGGUAAUAAAAAGACACUUCAGUUUGGAAACAUGCUCCUUAAUGUUAUUUGUUUUGGU